Molecule: messenger RNA, 1279 nt
Organism: Zychaea mexicana
Lineage: Eukaryota; Fungi; Mucoromycota; Mucoromycetes; Mucorales; Lichtheimiaceae
Product: ras-related GTP-binding protein A-like protein
Exons: 8
Coding region: 151-1053 (300 amino acids)
Biological process (GO): cellular response to amino acid stimulus; positive regulation of TOR signaling; cellular response to starvation
Cellular component (GO): Gtr1-Gtr2 GTPase complex; lysosome; nucleus
Molecular function (GO): GTP binding; GTPase activity
Source: RefSeq, a predicted model, not a curated record
CGACAGUUUUGUAGGCCAAAUGCCCUUUCUUAACAAGACAAAGCCUUUCUCUGUUGUUCUCUUUCCUCUUUCUUUCUUCUUUCUCUCACUUUGACCGUAUCCUGGCUCUGAAAAAGGAAAUACAUAUCAAAGUAGAUAACGAGCCAAAUCAUGAAGAAGGUACUGCUUAUGGGGAAAGGAGGUGCAGGCAAGACCUCAAUGCGCUCCAUCAUUUUCCAGAACAAUGUCGCCCGUAAAACUCGAGAAUUAGGGCCCACUGUCAGCAUUGAAAGUUCAGAGGUCCAGUUUCUCGGGACAAUGUCGCUCAACCUGUGGGACUGUGGAGGACAAGACGUGUAUUUCAAUAAUUACUUUGCCACGCCCAAUCAUCACAUAUUCAAAAACGUCGAAGUACUUGUCUAUGUGUUUGACGUGAUCAGUGCCGAGCUGGACAAGGACAUUCACUUUUACCAGACGUGUCUCGAGUACAUCUUGACGUAUUCACCCAACGCCAAGGUGUUUUGUCUUUUACACAAAAUGGAUCUGAUACAGGAAGAGGGGCGCGAUAAGGUUUUCCUAGGACAUACGAAGGAGCUUCAAGUACGUUCCGAGCCCAUCAAAAUCCAGGCGUUCCAGACAUCUAUAUGGGAUGAGACCUUAUACGCUGCUUGGGCGCAGAUUAUCCAUUGUAUGAUACCCAACGUUGUGGCACUGGAAAAGAAUCUAAGAAACUUUUGUAGCAUCUGCGGCGCAGAUGAAGUCGUGUUAUUUGAACGCACUACCUUCUUGGUAAUAGCCAAUGCAGCCACCGUCCAUCAUCCAGAUAUCCGUCGUUUUGAAAAACUAAGCACUAUAAUCAAGCAGUUUAAUCUGAGCGCGAGGCAACAAUCGCAUUCGAAAAGUAUGAUGAUAAGAGGAAGUUCGUUUACAGCAUUCAUCGACAUCCUGACGCGCAGUACAUGUGUAAUGAUCAUCAUAUCUGACCCGGAUAUAACACCUGCAGCAACGCAAAUGAACAUUGCAGCGGCGCGUGCACACUUUGAAAGCCUCGAAACAAUGCACAAGAUUGCUUGACACUUUUUCUUAUUCUUCUACACUACAUCCCUCUUCCUCCUCCGGCUUGGAUGCCAGUUUAUAACCUUCCAUGCUCUCGAUAAUGCGCAUUGUAAUGAUAUCCGAAAACCCAUAAAACUAUAUUAUGUUUUGUAAAUUGAUUACUCUCCCACUCUUUUGUCCCUUUUAACCAUACACUAUCAACUGACGACCCCUUCCCUCCUUUACUAAGAAAAUAAACUUACCA